Messenger RNA from Mytilinidion resinicola, 1535 nucleotides. RefSeq lists its product as uncharacterized. Gene Ontology annotation, cellular component: membrane. NCBI's taxonomy places the organism in Eukaryota, Fungi, Ascomycota, Dothideomycetes, Mytilinidiales, Mytilinidiaceae. The annotation marks the transcript as partial. The transcript is spliced from 3 exons. Gene Ontology annotation, molecular function: glycosyltransferase activity. The record is from RefSeq and is a predicted model, not a curated record.
AAUGAACCGACCGCGGAGGCUCCGCUUUGUGCUGACAAUCUUAAUCAUAUCACUUUUGUACUACCUCUUUGGCCUGCCUUCACUACCAGGCCGUCGCGGCUUUGAUACGUGGGACGAUGCCGACUACCUACUAUCCAAGAACCACUCGGCGCUUGAUGCGUGCAAGGCGCUGCCGAAGCAUGCCUUCGAUAAAAUCCAGGUAGUUCUCAAGAUUGGUGCAGGAGAGGUCGAAUCGAAGCUUCCAAUCCACCUUCGCACUGUCACGUCCUGCGUCCCAGACCUUCUCAUCUUCUCCGACUUCGAGGAGUCCUCCCAUGGCCACCACAUCAUCGAUGCGCUCGAGAACUUCUCCGAGCGAUACGAGCACGAUAACCCCGACUUCAAGAUCUAUGACACCAUCAAGCAGCAGAAGGCGUCGGGCCAGCGCGUUGGCAGGAGCGGGGAUGGCUGGAAGCUGGACAAAUACAAGUUCUUCCCUAUGAUGGAAAUGACCUGGAAAAUGCCGAGGCAGAAGGACUGGUAUAUGUUCAUUGAGCUGGAUACAUACGUGGUCUGGGACAAUCUGCUGCGCUUCCUCUCGCAUCUGGAUCCCGAGCAACCCUUGUACAUGGGAUCCCCGGUUUGGCCUCCGAAGAAGCCUGUCUUCGGUCAUGGUGGCAGUGGGUUGAUCCUCUCCAAGAAGGCGCUAGGAGAAUUGGCAUAUUAUGGAAGGUACUUCAGAGACGAAUACUCUGUGGGCAACCAUCAAUUUGGACAGGACAUGAAGGAGGAAUGCUGCGGCGAUGAAGUUCUAGCCAGAGUAUUCAAGAAUAUCGGCAUCACCUUGAAGGGUUACUGGCCACUGAUAAACGGAGAGAAGGUCUCUACUCUUCGUUUUGGGCCGGAGCAAUGGUGCGAACCCAUCGUCACACUUCACCACUUGAGCGGUAAGGACGUGGGCGACCUGUGGGAUUGGGAGAUGAAGAGAAAUUCAACUACACCACUUCUCUUUGAAGAGCUGUAUGGUGCAAUAGUAGAGCCCCUGAUCACCCCAAUAGCCUACAACUGGACGAACAUGUCGGAAGACGACGGUGUGAACCCUAAACCACUGUCUGACAAGUCUUUCGAUCAAUGUAAAGACGCAUGCAAUCUCGACCGCCACUGUUUCCAAUAUCUUCACCACAACACAACAUGCCAACUUGCUCACCACUUCCGUCUGGGCCACAGCCAAUCGCCGGACAGGGACACUCAAUGGACCUGGGACUCAGGAUGGAACACGGAGAGAAUAGACGAAUUCAAGAAAGCUUCACUAUGUGGUGGCGAAGCUCGAUGGUCUCACUCAAAUCCUUGAGAGUACCAACUUGCUAUACGCGUGUCCUUGGGACUCUGACAAUUUGGCGUGCCUUGCGGCUUGUACUAUUCUGCUUCGGAUUACAUACGCUGUCGGUAGCUCCGUGAGCUGGCUCUCGUCAAAGACAGGUCCCACACCUGCUUCCACAACAUGGGGAUGAGAGUUGAGAUACGACUCCAGCUCCGCAGGGCUCACUUGGAAGCCC